Papilio xuthus (Asian swallowtail) is the source of this 975-nucleotide messenger RNA. It is a transcript of the gene Arpc4, whose product is annotated as Actin-related protein 2/3 complex, subunit 4. Gene Ontology annotation, molecular function: actin filament binding. Gene Ontology annotation, cellular component: actin cytoskeleton; Arp2/3 protein complex. NCBI's taxonomy places the organism in Eukaryota, Metazoa, Arthropoda, Insecta, Lepidoptera, Papilionidae. Bases 110 to 616 code for a protein of 168 amino acids. The transcript has a single exon. Gene Ontology annotation, biological process: actin filament polymerization; Arp2/3 complex-mediated actin nucleation. The record is from RefSeq and is a predicted model, not a curated record.
CAUUUGUCAAAUAAAUCUUUAUGCUCUUUGGAUAAAUGUGUCAUUUUCAAACUACUGAUAAAUAAAGUGUAGGUGUGGUAUAAGAGAGUUUAUUGCAAUAAUUUGCACAAUGUCGGCUACCUUAAAACCUUAUUUAACUGCCGUACGACACACAUUAACUUCAGCUAUGUGUCUAGAACAUUUUUCAUCGCAAGUUGUUGAAAGGUACAACAAGCCUGAAGUUGAAGUUCGGACAAGCGAAGAGCUGUUAUUAAAUCCAGUGAUAAUAUCACGGAAUGCGAAUGAGAAAGUAUUAAUUGAGUCAUCGAUAAACUCUAUAAGAGUCAGCAUUAUGAUCAAGCAAGCAGAUGAAAUAGAGAAAAUUCUGUGUAAAAAAUUUAUGAGGUUCAUGAUGAUGCGAGCGGAAAAUUUUAUCGUUCUCCGCCGGAAACCGGUGGAUGGGUAUCAUAUCAGCUUCCUGAUUACAAACUUCCAUACAGAACAAAUGUAUAAACAUAAACUGGUUGACUUUGUCAUAUAUUUUAUGGAAGAGAUUGAUAAAGAGAUUAGUGAAAUGAAGCUUGCUGUUAAUGCUAGAGCUAGAAUUUGUUCAGAAGAAUUUUUAAAGAGAUUUUAAGUGUAUCCAAAGCUUAGCUAUUGUGAAAGUGACUAUACUGUAUUGUUCCAAUAAUACUUAAACAUGACAUGUACUGUAUUUCUUUUAAAUGUAAUCAGUGUAUUUCCAAUAUGAAGUUAUGUUUGGAUUAAAAAAAAUAAACCUGUAUUAUUUUCUAGUACUACUUAAUAAUAAAAUAAAUUUGAUUAAUUUAAAAAUCAUGUUCAUCAUUUACACAUAGUUAUAUUAGGUAAUCAUUAUAUUGCCAAAUAAUUUAUAUACAUUUCCAAUAAAAAAUAACAUAUGAUAGUUGUGCUUAGAUAUAUUUCAAAAUGUUAUUGUAAGCAUUUAAUUAUUUUAUAGCUGUAAUAAAUUUUUCU